This is a messenger RNA of Guyanagaster necrorhizus, 435 nucleotides long. RefSeq lists its product as uncharacterized. Lineage: Eukaryota; Fungi; Basidiomycota; Agaricomycetes; Agaricales; Physalacriaceae. Bases 242 to 403 code for a protein of 53 amino acids. The transcript has 2 exons. The record is from RefSeq and is a predicted model, not a curated record.
UCAUAUGAUAUAUGAAUGAUGUCAAAAAUGCCCCAGCGGAACGUGCUCAGCUCUUGAGGGAGUUAAGGGCGUUCAGUAUCUACCUGGGGACUGAACAGCCUCGUAGAGAUGGACCUUUCAGGCAGUUGCAUAGUCUCUUUGAAGAUUUGAAGCGGAAACUGGCGCAGGAGGGACCACAAACAUUCACUAUAAGGCUGACAGAAACGUUAAUGUGGAUUUCGGUGAAGAGGAUGUCGGGGAUAUGUUGAAGAAGGUGGAGAGGGUAAAGUCGCUGGUGAUGGUUGCUGUGCAACAGGAUCAUAUAUCCUUGACGCGAGCCAUAAGCGAAGACGUAGCCCGUGUCGACACGGUAGUUAACCAGAUCGCUCAAUCAUCUACCAGGAUCGAGCGCGGUAUUCUUUGAUUAGAAGGCAGCAUCUCUGGCUUAGAGGGAUC